Messenger RNA from Arabidopsis thaliana (thale cress), 1169 nucleotides. RefSeq lists its product as uncharacterized. NCBI's taxonomy places the organism in Eukaryota, Viridiplantae, Streptophyta, Magnoliopsida, Brassicales, Brassicaceae. Bases 374 to 1081 code for a protein of 235 amino acids. The record is from RefSeq and is marked reviewed. The transcript has a single exon.
UGAAAAAAACAAACGCCAACAAUCUAUUAUGCUUAAUAAUGACUCAUAUAUAAGAAUAGUUUGCUCAUUUCUUAUGCUUUGUUAAUUGUUGUUGUAUGCUAAGAGAGGAUUGAUGUUUCUAGUGAUGUGCUAGGAAUGUUCUCAUGUAUAGGAUGUAUCGGAUCUUGAGGUUAAGAAAUAGAGAUUCACAUUUCCAUUCUUAACACAACAUAAAUAAGGAUUAAGGCUAAUGAAAAAGAGUUCACAUAUUACACAUUUUACUAAUUAAUCAUGGUGAUUAGAUAAAGGUAACAACUAAAAGUCAUUUUAACCGCACUCAAUAUUACGAGCUUGUUAGAACACUGUAACACAAGUGUUCUCUUCCAGUUUAUCAAUGGAGGAAACUGGUAAAAUCCCAUGGACGAUCUUCUUCUCUCAUCCUCUGUUCUCUUGUUUCAUUUCACUCUACACUAUAUUUCUUCUUUAUUUCCCUCAAGAUUCUCUUCGAAUUCUUAUUUCCCAUGUCCCUCUCCUCAUCGGAGCUUUCUUAAUCUCCUGCCUCCAUCUCGGGUCGACCCGGAAAUCCAUUGCCCGACCCGGAAGCAAUGAGGAUUCGAUAGGACCUGAACUCAAAACGGGUCUCGGUUUAAACCCGGAUUUUAUGGAAUGGAACUUUAAAUUGGGAGCUCCAUUGGAAGUUAUUCACAAAGAAGAAGAAGAACAGUCGAUGACGGGUGUAAAAGAUCCGACCCGGUUCGUGAUGAUCAAGAGGUUUCCAUCGUUAUCGAUGUUUAACCCGGAAUCUGAUUCCGAAUUGGACCGCGAUUUCCCGGUUAUGAGUGAAAAUGAUCCAACCCGGUUCGUGAGGCUGGAAAGGUCAAUUAAACCGGAAUCUGAUAUGGAUUACGACUCCGAAUUGGACAACAAUUUGGUUAUUGAUGUAAAAGAUCGAACUCGGUUCGUGAAGGUGGAGAUAUUCCCAUCGUUGUCAAUCUUUAAACCGGAUUCGAAUUCCGGUUCGCCGGAGAAAUUGCGUUGUAUAUACGAAAUCAAAACGGAAACGCUUUUUGUAGUUUUAUAUUCCUGGAGAACAAUAUUCUAACAACUUGUUUUGGCAGCAAUAUUCUGAUUUCUGAGUAUAAUUUGAUUCGUCAAGUAAAAUCUAAUUUUAUAAUUCUCAACAAACAAAC